CUGUUUAGCCGCCACGCCGCUAGCUGUAGCGGUAGCGAGUGUGUGGCUCCAGGUGGGCUCACGCGUUUUCAGGGUGGAGAAGUUUUGCUCCAAAACUGCAGACGACGGGCACAGCCCGAUUGAGGUAGCGUUAGUGCAGCCCGAGUGGCAGACUCCUCCCUGGCAUCACCGUCCUGGUGUGCUUUAAGGAAAACUCCUCAGGACCUCUGUAUCUGGAAAGCUGUGUAAACGCAGUUAGUGAUCGAACCUGCAGUCUUGGCAUCGGGAUGAUGCUCUGACCAACGGAGCCACCCUGCCAGGGCCUCAUCCUUCACCCCUGAACUUUCAGCCUUGUUCCUGGAAACCCACUUUAUUGUUGAACGCUUAAUUUUGAGGCAGUAAUGUCUCAGGAGACAGAAGGGGAGAGUCAGCAGUCCCAAGGCACCUUCUCACAGACACCAGGCCCCUCCUCCCAGACACCAGGCCCCUCCUCCCAGACACCCGGCCCCUCCUCCCAGACACCCGGCCCCUCCUCGCAGUCCCAGAGCACAUCCAGCUCCUCCACCAGCACAGUACCAACGUCCAGCCAGUCCUCUCACUCCAGCUCGGGGACGCUGAGCUCCUUAGACACAGUGUCCACUCAGGAACUGUAUUCUAUUCCUGAGGACCAAGAACCGGAGGAGCCGGUCCCUGCCCCUUGGGCGCGAUUAUGGGCCCUUCAGGAUGGAUUCUCCAAUCUUGAGUGCGUGAACGACAGCUACUGGUUUGGGAGGGAUCGAAGCUGCGAAUACUGCUUCGACGAACCACUGCUGAAAAGAACGGAUAAAUACCGGACUUACAGCAAGAAGCACUUUCGCAUUUUCAGGGAAAUGGGGCCGAAAAACUCUUACAUCGCAUACAUAGAAGACCACAGCGGGAACGGAACCUUCGUGAACAGAGAACUGGUAGGCAGAGGACGCCGCCUUCCUCUGAAUAACAAUUCUGAGAUUGCCCUGUCCGUGUGGAAUAACAAAGUUUUUGUAUUUUUCGAUCUGACUGUGGAUGACCAAUCAGUUUAUCCCAAGGAAUUAAGAGACCAAUACAUCAUGUCAAAAACUCUUGGAAGCGGUGCCUGUGGGGAGGUGAAGCUAGCCUUUGAGAGGAAAACAUGCAAGAAAGUAGCCGUCAAGAUCAUCAGCAAAAGGAAGUUUGCUAUUGGCUCUGAGAAAGAACUAGAUCCAGCUCUCAAUGUUGAAACAGAAAUUGAAAUUUUGAAAAAAUUAAAUCAUCCUUGUAUCAUCAAGAUUAAAGACUUUUUUGAUGCCGAAGAUUUUUAUAUUGUUUUGGAAUUGAUGGAAGGGGGCGAGCUGUUUGACCGGGUGGCAGGGAACAGGCGCCUGAAAGAAGCGACCUGCAAACUGUAUUUUUACCAGAUGCUCCUGGCCGUACAGUACCUUCAUGAAAACGGCAUUAUACAUCGGGAUCUAAAGCCAGAGAAUGUUCUGCUCUCGUCUCAAAAGGAGGACUGUCUUAUAAAGAUUACUGACUUUGGGCAGUCCAAGAUAUUGGGGGAGACCUCUCUCAUGAAAACCUUAUGCGGUACCCCGACUUACUUGGCCCCUGAGGUUCUUAAUUCCCUUGGGACUGCUGGGUAUAACCGUGCUGUAGACUGCUGGAGUUUAGGAGUUAUUCUUUUUAUUUGCCUUAGUGGGUAUCCACCUUUCUCCGAGCAUAAGACUCAAGUGUCACUGAAGGACCAGAUCACCAGUGGAAAAUACAACUUCAUUCCUGAGGUCUGGGCAGAGGUCUCCGAGGAGGCGCUGGACCUCAUCAAGAAGUUGUUGGUAGUGGAUCCAAAGGCGCGUCUUACGACAGAAGAAGCUUUAAAACACCCGUGGCUUCAGGAUGAGGACAUGAAGAGAAAAUUUCAAAAUUUGCUUUUUGAAGAAAAUAAGUCAACGGCUCUACCCCAGCUCCCAGCCCAGCCUUCUACGAGUCGAAAGCGGCUCCUCGAAGGGGAGCCGGAGGAUGCUGGCACCGCAAAGCGCCUGGCUGUCUGUGCUGCUGUGUCCUGAACACUGGUUGAAUGUGAAAGACAUGUACCGUCUUGAACCCUGCUGCUCUUUUCUUUAUGUAUAUGUAUAUAUAUAUAUAUUUUAGAUUUUAUGUUUUAAUUAUGGGAACAGCUGCUUUUCCAGAGUCAUCAGUACACGAUCAAAAGCCUAAUGGA
Messenger RNA from Myotis davidii, 2188 nucleotides. RefSeq names its product checkpoint kinase 2 (gene CHEK2). The coding region runs from base 381 to 2033 and encodes 550 amino acids. The record is from RefSeq and is a predicted model, not a curated record. The transcript is spliced from 16 exons. Lineage: Eukaryota; Metazoa; Chordata; Mammalia; Chiroptera; Vespertilionidae. Gene Ontology annotation, biological process: mitotic DNA damage checkpoint signaling; protein phosphorylation. Gene Ontology annotation, cellular component: cytoplasm; nucleus. Gene Ontology annotation, molecular function: protein serine/threonine kinase activity; protein binding; ATP binding.